CUUACCCGAUUGAUGCGCGUUUCGUGACUUUCGUCUUAAUUUGAGAGUUUGAAUCUGCAAACAUGGGGAAGCUAAACGUUGCUUUGUUACGUUAUCUGUCGACUGAAGAUUUUCGCGUGCUAACGGCCGUUGAGAUGGGCAUGAAGAAUCAUGAGUUUGUUCCAACAGAACUUGUGGCUGCUAUAGCACAUUUGAGGCAUGGAGGCUGUCACAAAAAGCUGAAAGAGUUGACUAAACACAAGCUGGUGGCCUACGAACAUGGAAGAGUUCUUGGAUACCGGCUGACAUUUUCCGGCUAUGACUACCUGGCACUCAGAGCCCUGGCGUCCCGGAACAUUGUAGAUUCGGUUGGCAAUCAGAUUGGUGUUGGAAAGGAGUCUGAUAUCUACAUUGUAGCAGAUGAAGAAGGAAAGCAGCUAGCUAUGAAAAUACACAGACUUGGAAGAACAUCAUUUCGUAAGCUAAAGGAAAAGAGAGAUUACUUGGAGCAUCGUCAGAAAACUUCAUGGCUCUAUUUGUCUCGUCUUGCUGCUGUUAAGGAAUUCUCCUACAUGAAGGCACUGUACGAUCGGGGUUUUCCUGUGCCAAAGCCUGUUGAUUUUAAUCGUCAUUGUGUCAUCAUGGAGCUGUUGAGUGCAUAUCCUAUGUAUCAAGUUCAUGAUGUGAAGGAUGUAGAAAAUACUUACAAUGAUCUGAUGUCUCUGCUAGUAAAAUUGGCCAACCACGGUGUCAUUCAUGGAGAUUUCAAUGAGUUUAACAUUAUGAUGGACGAAGAGGACCGUAUCACAAUGAUUGACUUUCCGCAAAUGGUUUCAACUUCACACGAAAAUGCAGAGUGGUACUUUGAUCGGGAUGUCAACUGUAUUCGAGCUUUCUUUAAGAAAAGAUUUUCAUAUGAAAGUGAACUUUACCCAAAGUUCACAGAUAUUGAAAGGGAAGGUGCUCUAGAUGUUGAAGUUGCAGCUAGUGGGUUCACAAAAGAAGUUGAGACAUCGUUUAACGAGGCUACUAAAGGAUUAGACCUUUCUGACGUCGGUGCAGUGAAUCCACACGGUUCUGAGCAGGAAUCUACAUCAACAGACGAGGAAGGAGAUUUAGCUGAGCAUAAGGGUGAUGUCAGCCUUGCUAGGUUACUACCUCUUAGUGAACACACAUUGUCUGUUGAAGAUGCAAAGCUGGCAGACGGAGCCAAAAAAUUGGCACUAAGUGGAAACGAAUCUGAUGAAAAACUAGUGUGCAGUGUAAAUGAAGAGGAACAGGCGCAUGAGACGAUAUCAACACUGGAUGAAUCUUCAGAACAUUAUGAAAACGAUGACAGUAGAGAAUUUUAUGAUGAAGCCGAAGAUUUAAGUACACAUAACAAGUCUGUCCGGCCAUUCAGAGAUGAGGCUAGCAGUGAGCCGUCGCAUAUGCAGCAAUUUUCUGGUAGUGAGAAGGAUGCUGUAAGCACUAGCAGCACAUCAAAUAUGGAUCCAGCUAAGAUUAGAGCCAGAGUUAAAAAGACUCUAGCACAAAAGCACAAGCAACAGCAAAGACGGAUUCGGGUGAAAGGUGAAGCGUCAUCUGCAACUGAGAAAAGGAGGGACCACCAAGAUAAUAUAAAGCAGAGCAUGUCAGUUGGAGAUGUUUGGGGUUAAUAAUGCGAGCCCAUGUUGAAGUGAAAGAAAUGAGUAUGGUUAUAACAGGAGUAUAUAGGCUCUAACGAUUGCAUGGGCUGAUAAUAUGGUGAAUAAAUAUUAUAUGUAAUUAUUGCAUAGAAAGGUCUGUAAAACUGUCCUAUAGUAAUUAAAUAUAUGGCUCCUUAAUAACGCUCAUAGGGUCCAUGUCCCCCAGGGUACUGCCGGAACAUACCCUGGUAACUAUCU
Messenger RNA from Priapulus caudatus, 1865 nucleotides. Its product is annotated as serine/threonine-protein kinase rio2-like. Lineage: Eukaryota; Metazoa; Priapulida; Priapulimorpha; Priapulimorphida; Priapulidae. The coding region runs from base 63 to 1637 and encodes 524 amino acids. Gene Ontology annotation, molecular function: ATP binding; protein serine/threonine kinase activity. Gene Ontology annotation, cellular component: preribosome, small subunit precursor; cytosol; nucleus. The transcript has 9 exons. The record is from RefSeq and is a predicted model, not a curated record. Gene Ontology annotation, biological process: protein phosphorylation; maturation of SSU-rRNA.